This is a messenger RNA of Colletotrichum higginsianum IMI 349063, 1521 nucleotides long. RefSeq names its product Berberine-like protein. NCBI's taxonomy places the organism in Eukaryota, Fungi, Ascomycota, Sordariomycetes, Glomerellales, Glomerellaceae. Bases 1 to 1521 code for a protein of 506 amino acids. The record is from RefSeq and is a predicted model, not a curated record. Gene Ontology annotation, molecular function: oxidoreductase activity; FAD binding. The transcript has a single exon.
AUGGUCCGCCUCUCCGGUCUCGCCGCCUUCGCGGCGGCCACGCUCGCCUCGUGCGCCCAGGCGCAGGUCCAGGGGAACCUCGAGACGUGCCUCGAGACGGCCGGCCUCAUCACGUCGUUCCCCGAGACCAACGCCUCGUUCCCCAACGACGUCCGCUCGUGGCAGCGCCGCAUCACGCCGACCCCGGCCGGCGUCGCCUGGCCGCGCACGACGGAGGAGGUCGCCGCCGCCCUCGCUUGCGCCCGGGAGGCCAAGGUCCGCGUCGCCGCCCGCGACGGAGGCCACUGCUACGGCUCCUACAGCUUGCCCGAGGCCGGCCUCACCGUCAACAUGACGCACUUCCAGGAGGUCAGCUACGACGAGGCCUCCGGGCUGCUCACCUACGGCGGCGGCGGCCUCGUCAGCCCCGUCGUCAGCUGGCUCUGGAAGACGCACGGCGCCCGCUUCCCCCACGUCCGCGCCAACAUGGUCGGCCUCGUCGGCUCCUCCAUCGGCGGCGGCUUCGGCUCGCUGUCCCGCAUGCUCGGCACGCCGAUGGACUUCCUCGAGGGCGCCACCUAUAUGCUCUACAACGGCACCGUCGUCAAGACCUCGCGCACCGAGAACCCGGACCUCUUCUGGGCCCUCCAGGGCGCCGGCAGCUCCUACGGCAUCAUCCUGAGCCUCACCACCCGCACCUGGAAGCCCGAGCACCCGCAGGCCAUCAACUACACCAUCACCCUCACCGACAACUCCCUCGAAGCCGGCGCCGACGCGCUGCUCGCCAUCCAGGACCACUACCUCACCGGCCAGUGGCCCGACGAGCUGACGAUGCGCUGGUCCCUGACGGCGCCGCCCUACACCGGCUCCGGCUUCUACUGGGGCAACCCGGACGACUUUGACGACAUCCUCGCGCCCCUCGUCGCCAAGCUGCCGGCCGGCACGCGCCUCGACCGCACCGUCCAGGACUUCUGGGCCGUCGAGAACGUCGCCACGCCCUCCAUCGACAUCCCCGUCGACACGUUCCCGCCGCGCAGCUUCUACCUGCAGGCCCUCGUCCUCCGCGAGGACCAGCCCUUCACCAAGGCCUCGGCCACCGCCCUCUACAACUUCACCACCGUCGCCUUCAACCGUACCGACCUGACCAAGUUCGGCUUCAUCGACCUCUGGGGCGGCGAGCCCACCCGCACCCUGUCGGACGACGACACCUCCUUCGCCCACGCCAACAGCCUCUGGCUCAUCCGCUGGGAGGGCCGCCUCGCCGCCGGCCUGACCGAGUUCCCGGCCGACGGCAUCCAGUACAUGCAGGACGGCUUCGAGCCCUUCAAGAAGCAGCUCGCCGCCGAGGGCGUGCCCCUGCGCGGCUUCGUCAACUACCGCGACACCGCCCUGGCCGUCGACCAGUGGAGCGAGCGCCUCUACGGCAAGAACUACGCCAAGCUGCAGCAGCUCAAGACCGUCUACGACCCGGAGGGCAUCUUCACCGCCCACCCGCAGAGCAUCCCCCUGCCGGGCCAGCAGCCGCCCGCUGCCGUCAACUAA